Porites lobata is the source of this 6912-nucleotide messenger RNA. The record is from the annotation of a GenBank genome assembly. NCBI's taxonomy places the organism in Eukaryota, Metazoa, Cnidaria, Anthozoa, Scleractinia, Poritidae.
AUGGAAUACUCGCAGGAGCAACUGAACUUCUUCAGACUCUGUUGUGUAGUAUUUGAUUUGGUUCCAGAAGGCCUGCGGCAAAUUUUCAAAAACGAGUGGGACUUUCUUUACAAGACGACACUCGGAGAAUGGAAAGACACGGCACAAAAUGGUCUUGAUUUCUACAACAAAGAAUCGAGAUCAAGUCACAGGAGAAAUGGCCGACUGCUUGCGACAAUACAAAAUGGUAACACGGCCCAGUGGGACUGCACCUGUUUGUUUUUUGCCAUCCUGUACUCAGACAGUAUUGGUACCACCUUAAGUCGAGCUGUCCAGAAAGAGGUCGAUGAUAUUCGUCAAGUGCGAAACGGGAUCGCCCAUAUCACUGAGGGAAAACUGGCAGAUGCUGAUUUUCAAACUUCUGUAGAUAGAGUGUUGAACGCUUUUACAUCCCUUGGUCUUACCAUUACUGAAGUCCAAGAAAUAAAGAACCAGACGAGCUUUCCAACGACAGAAGUGGAAAAACUUAAGAAGCAAGCCCGUGAUCUCCAGGCUGAGUUAAAACAGACAAAAUGUGACUUGAAGGAAAAGGAAAGCAGACUUCAGUGUACAGAAGCUGAUCUGGUUUCUACAAAAGAAGAAAACAGGGCUCUCACUCAGGAAAUAAAUGCGAAACUUCAGCCAUUUUGCUUUCUCACAUCGCGUCCCCCACACGAUAUCAUCAAGCGUUCGCAUGACAUUGAAAGAGUUACAAACAAAAUGGAGGAACUUUACAAUGGUGCUAACGGAGCAGUUAGUACUGUGUAUUUGUCAGGAAUACCAGGAUGUGGUAAGAGUCAACUUGCUCGGGAAAUCGGACAGCAGUUUUAUUCUGAACGAAACGAUGACGUUAAAGAAUUGAUCUUUGUUGCGACACUGAACACUGAAAGCGUUGAAACACUUGCUGACUCUUACCUUACCCUUGCCAAACACUUACAGAUGACUGAUUACGCCUUGAAAGAGUUAGAAUCUUUAAAAAGUGAAAAGCCUCUUGAAGCGAUUCAGCAGCUCCAUCGGUUCAUCAUACCGAAAGCCAGCAAGUUUACCAAAUGGCUUAUUAUUGUGGACAAUGUAAUUGACUUGCGUUUAGUCCGUGAAUUGCUGCCUCAAACAGGCAGCGUGGAAUGGGGCCAUGGUCAAGUCUUGAUUACCACUCAAGAUAGUGGAAUAAUUCCUCAAAACGCUCCUCAUACGUAUCAUGAAUCUUUAAGUAAAGGAAUGAAGUUAGAUGAGGCGGUGAAACUGCUGGAAACACUAACGCAAAUUUCAGAGCGAGGACAAGAAGAACUUGUCGCAGAACUUGUCGAUUUUCAGCCACUGGCCUUAGCUGCCGCUGCUUAUUACGUGCAAACUGUUGUAAACAGUGGGUCUUUAAAUUAUGAUUGGAAAGCGUACCUCGACGACGUAUCAACAUACGGCCAAAGAAAUGAGAUUGAAAGUGUCCUUGCGACUGAGAGUUCAGCAUAUUCUAAAACAACAAUGGCCGCUGUAGAAAUGGCCAUCAAGAGAGCUGCUGACGUUGACGAGGUUCUUCGUGAGACAUUUUCUUUUCUUUCUCUUUGCGCUAGCGACGAUCUCCCCCUCGAAACUGUUUCAAAGUUCGUCAAAGCCCAAGUAAAAGACCAGCCAGAGGCGUUAAUAAAGGCAAAGAUUGUAAAGUCUUCUUUACUUCUUGUUUAUUCCGAAGAAGGAAAUAAACCACUAACUUAUUUGCGCUUGCAUAAAAUUGUGCAUGAAGCUUUGAAGCAAGCCAAAAUGUUAGACUUAAAAUCAUGGGAGAAUGACAAGUAUUUGGCAGAAGCGGUUAAGAUUUUCAAGUCUCAACUUGAAGGAAAUGACGAAAAUUUUGCGUUUUGUAGAAAACUGAGGCCCCAUUGUGAAUCUUUACUUAAUCACAUGACGUCAGAGUUCACUUUGGAUCAAUGCACCUUCAAAGAACGGCUUACACCCUUUCUAGAUUUGGAUAUUGUUAUCGAUUGGCUGAGUACAAUUGCCCGUGUCUGUCUUGACAAUUCUUCUUUCUUCUUCGCGACAAAUGUGGUCAGAUUAGCAUCCAACCUGUUGGAGGGCAUAGACGAAACUAAUUUACGUACAUUAACUCGAAAAGCGAGAAUUUUCAACAUAAGUGGUUUAGUAUACCUGACGCUGGGAAAACACAAUCAAGCAAAAGAACUUCACGAAAAAGCACUUGUGAUUGGCAAAAAGAUUUUUGGUGAAGACCAUGCCGAUGUAGCAACAAGUUAUAACAACUUGGCAUCAGUGUACGACAGCCUGGGAGAAUACCAUCAAGCCAAAGAACUUCACGAAAAAGCACUUGUGAUUCGCAAAAAGAUUUUUGGUGAAGAUCAUGCCUCGGUAGCAACAAGUUAUAACAACUUGGCAUCAGUGUACAACAGCCUGGGAGAAUACCAUCAAGCCAAAGAACUUCACGAAAAAGCGCUUGUGAUUCACAAAAAGAUUUUUGGUGAAGAUGAUGCCUCGGUAGCAACAAGUUAUAACAACUUGGCAUCAGUGUACGGCAGCCUAGGAGAAUACAAUCAAGCCAAAGAACUUUACGAAAGAGCACUUGUGAUUUGCAAAAAGAUUUUUGGUGAAGAUCAUGCUUGGGUAGCAACAAGUUAUGACAACUUGGCAUCAGUGUACAACAGCCUGGGAGAAUACAAUCAAGCCAAAGAACUUCACGAAAAAGCACUUGUGAUUCGCAAAAAGAUUUUUGGUGAAGAUCAUGCCAAUGUAACAACAAGUUAUAACAACUUGGCAUCAGUGUACAACAGCCUAGGAGAAUACAAUCAAGCCAAAGAACUUCACGAAAAAGCACUUGUGAUUGACAAAAAGAUUUUUGGUGAAGAUCAUGCUUCGGUAGCAACAAGUUAUAACAACUUGGCAUCAGUGUACAAAAGACUGGGAGAAUACAAUCAAGCCAAAGAACUUCACGAAAAAGCGCUUGUGAUUCGCAAAAAGAUUUUUGGUGAAGAUCAUGCCUCGGUAGCAACAAGUUAUAACAACUUGGCAUCAGCGUACAACAGCCUGGGAGAAUACAAUCAAGCUAAAGAACUUCACGAAAAAGCACUUGUGAUUUGGAAAAAGAUUUUUGGUGAAAAUCAUGCCGAUGUAGCAACAAGUUAUGACAACUUGGCAUCAGUGUACAACAGCCUGGGAGAAUACAAUCAAGCCAAAGAACUUCACGAAAAAGCACUUGUGAUUCGCAAAAAGAUUUUUGGUGAAGAUCAUGCCUCGGUAGCAACAAGUUAUAACAACUUGGCAUCAGUGUACAACAGCCUGGGAGAAUACAAUCAAGCCAAAGAACUUCACGAAAAAGCACUUGUGAUUGGCAAAAAGAUUUUUGGUGAAGAUCAUGCCAAUGUAGCAACAAGUUAUAACAACUUGGCAUCAGUGUACAACAGCCUGGGAGAAUACAAUCAAGCCAAAGAACUUCGCGAAAAAGCGCUUGUGAUUCGCAAAAACAUUUUUGGUGAAGAUCAUGCCUGGGUAGCAACAAGUUAUAACAACUUGGCAUCAGUGUACGACAGCCUGGGAGAAUACAAUCAAGCCAAAGAACUUCACGAAAAAGCACUUGUGAUUCGCAAAAAGAUUUUUGGUGAAGAUCAUGCCUCGGUAGCAACAAGUUAUAACAACUUGGCAUUAGUGUACCACAGACUGGGAAAAUACAAUCAAGCCAAAGAACUUCACGAAAAAGCACUUGUCAUUCGCAAAAAGAUUUUUGGUGAAGAUCAUGCCUCGGUAGCAACAACUUAUAACAACUUGGCAUUAGUGUACCACAGCCUGGGAGAAUACAAUCGAGCCAAAGAACUUCACGAAAAAGCACUUCUGAUUCGCAAAAAGAUUUUUGGUGAAGAUCAUGCCUGGGUAGCAACAAGUUAUAACAACUUGGCAUCAGUGUACGACAGCAUGGGAGAAUACAAUCAAGCAAAAGAACUUCACGAAAAAGCACUUGUGAUUGGCAAAAAGAUUUUUGGUGAAGAUCAUGCCGAUGUAGCAACAAGUUAUAACAACUUGGCAUCAGUGUACAACAGCCUGGGAGAAUACCAUCAAGCCAAAGAACUUCACGAAAAAGCGCUUGUGAUUCGCAAAAAGAUUUUUGGUGAAGAUGAUGGCUCGGUAGCAACAAGUUAUAACAACUUGGCAUUAGUGUACAACAGGCUGGGAGAAUACAAUCAAGCCAAAGAACUUCACGAAAAAGCACUUGUGAUUCGCAAAAAUGUUUUUGGUGAAGAGCAUGCCGAUGUAGCAACAAGUUAUGACAACUUGGCAUCAGUGUACCACAGCCUGGGAGAAUACAAUCAAGCCAAAGAACUUUACGAAAAAGCACUUGUGAUUGGCAAAAAGAUUUUUGGUGAAGAUCAUGCCGAUGUAGCAACAAGUUAUAACAACUUGGCAUCAGUGUACGGCAGCCUAGGAGAAUACAAUCAAGCCAAAGAACUUUACGAAAGAGCACUUGUGAUUUGCAAAAAGAUUUUUGGUGAAGGUCAUGCCGAUGUAGCCACAAGUUAUGACAACUUGGCAUCAGUGUACAACAGCCUGGGAGAAUACAUUCAAGCCAAAGAACUUCACGAAAAAGCACUUGUGAUUCGCAAAAAGAUUUUUGGUGAAGAUCAUGCCUCGGUAGCAACAAGUUAUAACAACUUGGCAUCAGUGUACAACAGCCUGGGAGAAUACAAUCAAGCCAAAGAACUUCACGAAAAAGCACUUGUGAUUUGGAAAAAGAUUUUUGGUGAAGAUCAUGCCAAUGUAGCAAAACGUUAUGACAGCUUGGCAUCAGUGUACAACAGCCUGGGAGAAUACAAUCAAGGCAAACAACUUCACGAAAAAGCACUUGUGAUUCGCAAAAAGAUUUUUGGUGAAGAUCAUGCCUCGGUAGCAACAAGUUAUAACAACUUGGCAUCAGUGUACGACAGCCUGGGAAAAUACAAUCAAGCCAAAGAACUUCACGAAAAAGCACUUGUGAUUCGCAAAAAGAUUUUUGGUGAAGAUCAUGCCUCGGUAGCAACAAGUUAUAACAACUUGGCAUCAGUGUACGACAGCCUGGGAAAAUACAAUCAAGCCAAAGAACUUCACGAAAAAACACUUGUGAUUGACAAAAAGAUUUUUGGUGAAGAUCAUGUCUCGGUAGCAACAAGUUAUAACAACUUGGCAUCAGCGUACAAAACCCUGGGAGAAUACAAUCAAGCCAAAGAACUUCACGAAAAAGCACUUGUGAUUUGGAAAAAGAUUUUUGGUGAAGAUCAUGCCGAUGUAGCAACAAGUUAUGACAACUUGGCAUCAGUGUACAACAGCCUGGGAGAAUACAAUCAAGCCAAAGAACUUCACGAAAAAGCACUUGUGAUUCGCAAAAAGAUUUUUGGUGAAGAUCAUCCCUCGGUAGGAACAAGUUAUAACUACUUGGCAUCAGUGUACAACAGCCUAGGACAAUACAAUCAAGCCAAAGAACUUCACGAAAAAGCACUUGUGAUUUGGAAAAAGAUUUUUGGUGAACAUCAUGCCAAUGUAGCAACAAGUUAUGACAACUUGGCAUCAGUGUACAACAGCCUGGGAGAAUACAAUCAAGCCAAAGAACUUCGCGAAAAAGCGCUUGUGAUUCGCAAAAAGAUUUUUGGUGAAGAUCAUGCCUGGGUAGCAACAAGUUAUAACAACUUGGCAUCAGUGUACGACAGCCUGGGAGAAUACAAUCAAGCCAAAGAACUUCACGAAAAAGCACUUGUAAUUCGCAAAAAGAUGUUUGGUGAAGAUCAUGCCUCGGUAGCAACAAGUUAUAACAACUUGGCAUCAGUGUACCACAGCCUAGGAGAAUACAAUCAAGCCAAAGAACUUCACGAAAAAGCACUUGUGAUUCGCAAAAAGAUUUUUGGUGAAGAUCAUGCGUGGGUAGCAAAAAGUUAUAACAACUUGGCAUCAGUGUACGACAGCCUGGGAGAAUACAAUCAAGCCAAAGAACUUCACGAAAAAGCACUUGUGAUUCGCAAAAAGAUUUUUGGUGAAGAUCAUGCCUCGGUAGCAACAAGUUAUAACAACUUGGCAUUAGUGUACCACAGCCUGGGAGAAUACAAUCAAGCCAAAGAACUUCACGAAAAAGCACUUGUGAUUCGCAAAAAGAUUUUUGGUGAAGAUCAUGCGUGGGUAGCAAAAAGUUAUAACAACUUGGCAUCAGUGUACGACAGCCUGGGAGAAUACAAUCAAGCCAAAGAACUUCACGAAAAAGCACUUGUGAUUCGCAAAAAGAUUUUUGGUGAAGAUCAUGCCUCGGUAGCAACAAGUUAUAACAACUUGGCAUUAGUGUACCACAGCCUGGGAGAAUACAAUCAAGCCAAAGAACUUCAUGAAAAAGCACUUGUGAUUCGCAAAAAGAUUUUUGGUGAAGAUCAUGCCUCGGUAGCAACAAGUUAUAACAACUUGGCAUUAGAGUACCACAGCCUGGGAGAAUACAAUCAAGCCAAAGAACUUCACGAAAAAGCACUUCUGAUUCGGAAAAAGAUUUUUGGUGAAGAUCAUGCGUGGGUAGCAACAAUUUAUAACAACUUGGCAUCAGUGUACGACAGCCUGGGAGAAUACAAUCAAGCCAAAGGACUUCACGAAAAAGCACUUGUGAUUCGCAAAAAGAUUUUUGGUGAAGAUCAUGCCUCGGUAGCAACAAGUUAUAACAACUUGGCAUUAGUGUACCACAGCCUGGGAGGAUACAAUCAAGCCAAAGAACUUCACGAAAAAGCACUUGUGAUUUGCAAAAAGAUUUUUGGUGAAGAUCAUGCCUCGGUAGCAACAAGUUAUAACAACUUGGCAUUAGUGUACCACAGCCUGGGAGAAUACAAUCGAGCCAAAGAACUUCACGAAAAAGCACUUGUGAUUGGAAAAAGAUUUUUGGUGAAGAUCAUGCCGAUGUAG